Lytechinus variegatus (green sea urchin) is the source of this 2360-nucleotide messenger RNA. Its product is annotated as tubulin alpha-1 chain-like. Bases 188 to 1546 code for a protein of 452 amino acids. Gene Ontology annotation, cellular component: cytoplasm; microtubule. The record is from RefSeq and is a predicted model, not a curated record. Gene Ontology annotation, biological process: mitotic cell cycle; microtubule cytoskeleton organization. Gene Ontology annotation, molecular function: structural constituent of cytoskeleton; GTP binding. Lineage: Eukaryota; Metazoa; Echinodermata; Echinoidea; Temnopleuroida; Toxopneustidae. The transcript has 3 exons.
UCCAUUUCUCUGUCUCUCUCCCCUCUCAUUCUCCUUCUCUUCCUCUCUUUCUCCUCGCUGAGGCUGCGGCAGAUGCUAAUGUACAGAGCCACACCUUACGACGACGACGACAUCGCACUUGCUAUCGAGACUGCAGCUGACAUCGACCAUCCUUCAGUCCUUUACAAGCAUCCAGAAUCAUCCAACCAUGCGUGAAUGUAUCUCAGUCCACGUCGGCCAAGCCGGAGUCCAGAUGGGCAAUGCCUGCUGGGAGCUGUAUUGCCUCGAGCAUGGUAUCGGUCCCGAUGGUCAGAUGCCCUCCGAUAAAUCUGUUGGAGGUGGUGAUGACUCCUUCAACACCUUCUUCAGUGAAACUGGAUCUGGGAAGCACGUGCCCCGUGCCGUCUUCGUCGAUCUCGAACCAACCGUAGUCGAUGAAGUCCGCACUGGCCCUUAUCGACAACUAUUUCACCCAGAGCAGAUCAUCAAUGGCAAGGAGGAUGCUGCCAACAACUAUGCCCGCGGACACUACACAGUUGGUAAAGAGCUAAUUGAUAGUGUCCUGGAUCGCAUCAGGAAGCUUUCUGACCAAUGCACCGGUCUCCAGGGCUUCCUCAUUUUUCACAGCUUCGGCGGUGGUACUGGCUCUGGCUUCACCUCCCUGCUCAUGGAACGCCUCUCGGUUGACUACGGCAAGAAGUCCAAACUUGAAUUUGCCGUUUAUCCAGCCCCGCAGAUAUCGACUGCCGUUGUAGAGCCAUACAACGCUGUCCUGACGACGCAUACUACUCUGGAGCACUCCGACUGCGCUUUCAUGGUUGACAACGAAGCAAUCUACGACAUUUGUCGUCGGAAUCUGGACAUAGAGCGUCCAACUUACACUAAUCUCAAUCGGCUGAUUGGCCAGAUUGUGUCGUCAAUCACUGCUUCUCUGCGAUUCGACGGCGCCCUCAACGUUGAUCUGACAGAAUUUCAGACCAACUUGGUGCCAUAUCCUCGUAUUCAUUUCCCGCUUGCCACUUACGCCCCAGUCAUCUCUGCUGAGAAGGCCUACCACGAGCAGUUGACCGUUGCUGAGAUCACCAACGCUUGCUUUGAGCCAUGCAAUCAGAUGGUAAAGUGCGAUCCUCGGCAAGGGAAGUAUAUGGCUUGCUGUCUCCUGUACCGUGGUGAUGUCGUCCCCAAGGAUGUCAACGCCGCCAUUGCAACCAUCAAGACCAAGCGCAACAUCCAGUUUGUCGACUGGUGUCCCACCGGUUUCAAGGUCGGUAUCAACUACCAGCCACCCACCGUCGUUCCCGGUGGUGAUCUUGCCAAAGUUCAACGUGCAGUUUGUAUGUUGUCGAACACGACUGCAAUUGCCGUUGCUUGGGCACGUCUGGACCACAAGUUCGACUUGAUGUACGCUAAACGAGCCUUUGUCCAUUGGUACGUAGGUGAGGGUAUGGAGGAAGGUGAGUUUGCAGAGGCUCGAGAAGAUUUGGCUGCUCUAGAAAAGGACUACGAGGAGGUUGGAGUAGAUUCCCUCCUCCAGGAAGACGAAGAUGCAAACAAAGAAGAGUUCUAGAUGAUAAGAUCACCAGUGUGUAAAUCAUUCGAUCGGGUUCACACCAUGUGAAAGUCACCUGCGUUAUUGUGCAAAUUUCUGAAGUAUCUUUCUGAAACAACUUUUAAUGUGGACAUUCGUGUAACAUAAGCUAUGAGUGUGUAAUCCAGUGUAUCGUUCGUCUUGCUAUAUAUAUUACAGUCGGUUCGUCUAAUAAGUGGUAUGGAUAUAUUUAAAAUUUUUAUGUGUUCAGGUAAUUUUUGAGUGAAGCCUCUCACAAUAUUUGUAUGGACUGUAUAGCGUUGCAAUCAUCAGUGCGGUAACAUUGCUCGGAUCGCGUCUCCUAAAGCUGUUCAUCAGUUUUAGGUGAGACAGUGCUCAAUUGAGAUACCCCGAUGUUUGACUGUUUUAGGGGGGUAUUUCUUAUCACCCUGAGGAAUGGUUAACUUAAUUGGCAUUCAGAUGGUAAGAAAUCUUAUUUUCAAAGCUCGAAUGUCAACUUUAACUGAUGGAAAUCAAACUUAUUAAAAAUCUGUUUGGCAUCUGACUUCGAUCAUCUUGCGUAAAGUUGUGAUAUACUUACGAACAUGUCCAUGUAACACCACACACUCAUAAAACCAUAAUUUUACAGCUCUAAUGUUUGAUCGGCGUCAGCUCACUUUGCACAAUUUUACACACUUUUCAUUGUGUCUAUGAUUAUCUCUAAAACAACAACUGACUUUUCGACACGUUCAUGGAGUCAACUUGAAAAUUUCACCCCAAAUAGUCGUGAUAAUACAAAGAACAUAAUAAUUAUAAUGACUAAUUGAUGAUUGAAGCUAUUCGUCUUCAUUUA